This is a messenger RNA of Cylindrotheca closterium, 645 nucleotides long. NCBI's taxonomy places the organism in Eukaryota, Bacillariophyta, Bacillariophyceae, Bacillariales, Bacillariaceae. The record is from the annotation of a GenBank genome assembly.
AUGAUGACCAUGAUGCGAACGCCAUCAGGAUUGAUGGUGAACCAUCAGCGUAAUGUGCUGGCUCUAUCGGAUAGACAGGUGAAAAGGGAAGAAGAACGAGUUGCAACGAGCAGUCCUGCGUUCAGGACGAGUGCCGUUGAAUCUCUUCGAACCACUCGAGAUAGUUCAAAUAUUCCGGGACUGUCAGCGGCUGAUGUGCUCUGUGGGCGGGACAAAAUCUCACAUGCACACAUUGGAAACAAACGUUUCCGACAAAUCAUCGAGAAGAAUCGGGAGGAAUAUCAAACCGCGGCUUCGCGAGAUGCCAAGACAAAUAUUACUUGCCGGAUUGUGGCAAUGAUUCGGGAGUCUGGGGGGCGCUUCCUGAAACAGAACGAAACCACAAAUCAAUGGGAAGAUGUUGGGGAUGGCUACGCUAGAGAAAAAGUGAGCCACGCCUUGCGAAGUGCCAAGGAUCCCAAUCGCCCUCGUCCCAAGAAGCCCCGAAAGGUAACCAAGCACGUUCCAACCCCAGAUGAAGAUGCUCAAUUUGCAACUGUCCUCGGUGAUCAGCGCAAGAUCUUUGAGCAACUACUGCGCAAACAAAACCAAGGAACCGAAAGCCAAGAAGUUGCUAACUUUCCUGCUAACUUCUUUGAACUCUAA